Porites evermanni is the source of this 740-nucleotide messenger RNA. NCBI's taxonomy places the organism in Eukaryota, Metazoa, Cnidaria, Anthozoa, Scleractinia, Poritidae. The record is from the annotation of a GenBank genome assembly.
UGCAUCGCUGAUGUUCGCUCUUGGUUUAUUGGAAAUCGUUUAAUGAUCAAUGACGCGAAAACUGACUUUCUUAUUAUUGGCACCCGUCAGCAACUUGAAAAAACAUCUAUUGAAUCUAUUAUCAUUGGUGACACAGUGAUUAAACCUUUAGAAAGCGUCCAGAACCUUGGGUCCUGGUACGAUGCUCAUAUGCGAAUAAAGGUUUACGUAGGCAAGAUUUGUAGCAAGGCUUUGCGCGGACUAUACAACAUAAGACAGAUCAGAAAAUUCCUUACCGUGCAAUCCACAAAGACACUGAUCCAUGUCUUUGGAUCUUUGCACCUUGAUUACUGUAACCCUCUUCUAUUUGGUCUACCUAAAUAUCAGCUUGAUCGUUUACAGAAAGUCCAGAAUGCCGCGGCUAGAGUGACUUUUCAGAUUGCAAAAUUUUAUCAUAUCACACCCGCUCUUAUCGACUUACAUUGGCUUCCAGUAACGUUUAGAGUUCAGUUCAAAUUGCUCCUUUUUGUUUACAAGUCACUACACAAUCAAAGUCCAUCCCACAUUAAGGAUCUUUUAUCCCUGAAACCAGCUGCUAAUUAUACUCUUCGUUCGUCUGCACAAUCUCUUCUGUUCUUUCCAAAAGCUUGAAAAGUCAACUGCUCUACACUUGGGGAUCGGGCCUUUGCUCAUGCUGCACCUGUUUUAUGGAACUCGCUGCCAUUAACUAUAAGAACAAGUGGCAGCCUCGCCGUUUAUAA